UUUCUCUCUCUCUGCACACUUUCACCAUCUUACCGUAGCAAAUCCCUCUCUUGCAGCACACUUUCAGUUUCAUUUUUCUAAUUUUAAUACAUUAUUUUUUUCUCUUUCCAUUUCUGAACCCAGCUCAGGAUUCCCCGAAUUCUAUUCCAGAUUUCUCUCUCUCUUCUCCACAACCUUCACUGUCCCAUCAGACGUAGGUUUUGUCUCUCCGAAAACUCAGCAGAUGAAUCCUUUGCUCGGUGUUUUUCAAACCUGCCUACAUAUCUCUUGACCCGAGGACCUACUGGGACACCAAUUGCACUUUGCGAGCUCAGUUCCUCUCUCUCUCCAUAGAUUCUCCUAACGUAUUUUUAUUUUCUUGAUCUCACGAUGAUGCAAUAAUCCUAUAAUCUCCAAGGCACUGUCACGCCUUCUAUCUCACUCUCUUCCUCUCUCUUUUUUCCCCAAAUUAAAAAAGCAGAAGAGGGAGACAGAAUGUCCCAUGUGUUAGCCGUAAAUGGGCCGGUAAAGAUGGCACGAGGACUAUGGGGGGGAACAGGGUCCUGGCUGGGAGUUAUUUUUUGCCUUAUUGUUCUGGUAUGUCAGUCAUUCCACCUUUCAAACCUGCGGAGGGAACUCUCAGAAAUUCAAAAAAGAAAAGAAGACAUCAGAGUGGAGGUAAGGAGACACUCGAACAUCGAGGAGAGGUCAUGUCCAAGACAGAAGAGAGACCUUCCAGGGAAAAGAAAGAAAAGACACAAUGGUGAGGAGGGAAAACAAGUACUUCUUCACCUGGUACCUGUGACUUUUUCUUCCAAUGAGUUAACAGAAUUUACAGGUGUCUCAUGGAAAGCGGCACUCCAUAGGGGUAAAGCGUUUGAGCUCAAAAAUGAAAAUGUGAAAAUUAAGUUUGCUGGUUUCUACUACAUAUACAGCCAGGUUCUGUACACAGACAUCAGGUUUGUCAUGGGUCAGCUGGUGACACGGAGAGCAGACAGUGACCCUGGUAUCGGAGAGAUUCUCCUUCGCUGCUUGCAGAGUAUGCCAUCAAACAAAACUCUGGCUUAUAACACAUGCUAUAGUGCUGGUGAGAUACCACGUCUCUACUGUACAUACCAAAGCUAUACCGGCCACAAAUCUACCAGUGAUACUUUUCAUGUGAUGGAGUGUUCCAGCUGGAGAAGGAAGAUAUUAUCAGCCUUUACAUCCCCAGAUACAAUGCCAGCGUGGAUCCCAAUGGCUCGUCCACCUUCCUUGGUAUGGUCCGACUGUAGAGGGUUUCAUUCUUUAAUACUGUUUUCUUGGACUGUACCUUUUAAAAUAAAAUGAAUGAGCCCACCCUAUCUUACUGUGUUCACCCUUCCGCGGCAUGGUCUGGAUGCCGAUGGUAUUUGUCGGUUACUGUCAUCUUGGACUGUCCAUUACCGCUCACUUGGACAUUUAUAAGAAGAAAGAAACAAGCUCGACGUAUAUAAUCAAUUUCUUGGAGCUCAACUCAAAAUAUAACGAGCCGGAAGAAUGGGGAAAGAAAAGACACCCAUAUAAUUUUACCAACCAGAUAAAUAGACAUGGAAGAAUCGUGGGAUUGCACAGACAGAAGGAGCUAGGAGUCUGUCCCUCUCCCUGCAGGGUGACACAGUGACACAGACAGAAGGAGCUAUGAGUCUGCCCCUCCCCCUGCAGGGUGACACAGUGACACAGACAGAAGGAGCUAUGAGUCUGUCCCUCCCCCUGCAGGGUGACACAGUGACACAGACAGAAGGAGCUAUGAGUCUGUCCCUCCCCCU
Molecule: messenger RNA, 1766 nt
Organism: Pelobates fuscus (common spadefoot toad)
Lineage: Eukaryota; Metazoa; Chordata; Amphibia; Anura; Pelobatidae
Gene: TNFSF13
Product: TNF superfamily member 13
Exons: 6
Coding region: 475-1308 (277 amino acids)
Biological process (GO): immune response
Cellular component (GO): membrane
Molecular function (GO): receptor ligand activity; tumor necrosis factor receptor binding
Source: RefSeq, a predicted model, not a curated record